UUACCUAUCACGCCUUCGCCGUUCUGUGAUGAUCCCAAUUCGUACAGGAUGGGAGAAUUCCUGACAAAGUAUCAGAUAGACAACAGGCCGGUGUCGCUGCUGCCGCGCGGCCUCACCAACAGGUCUAACUACUGCUAUCUGAACGCGAUACUGCAGGCACUCAUCGCCUGCCCACCCUUUUACAACAUGCUGAAAGCGCUGCCUUAUCAGACGCGACGCGGAAAAUCAAGCACACCUGUCAUCGACUCCAUGGUGGAGCUGUGCUACGAGUUCGGUCCGCUGGCGAGCAGCGCGCGGCGGCGCGGCGAGGGCGGCGUGCCCGCGGUGCCGGCCGGCCCGCCGCUCGACGGCAGCGCGGGCCUGCGCGUGCUGCGCGCGCUGCACUUCCCCGGCUCGCAGGAGGGCAGGCAGGAAGACGCCGAGGAGUUCCUCGGCUGCCUGCUCAACUCCCUCAAUGAUGAGAUGCUGGAGUUGAUGAAGCUGGUGGAGCCCGAGGGUCCAAAGGACGUGAACAACCGACCCAAUGGCGUUGUGCCUCCGGAACAACCUCCCCCAGAGGAGGACGAUGAUGAUGAAUGGAAGGUGAUGGGACCUCGUAACCGCGGCGCGGUGGAGCGGCGCUGGGCGGCGCGGCGCACGCCCGUGGCGGACAUCUUCCGCGGCCGCACGCGCCACCGCCUGCACCGCGCGCACCACCAUGACGUCACGGACGCCGUGCAGCCCUUCUUCACGCUGCAGCUGGACAUCGAGCGUUCGAACACGGUGAAGGAUGCAUUAGAGCUGGUCGCGGGCAAGGACACGCUGGAGGGGGUGACCGACGCGUGGCAGCAGCUGUCGCUGGAGGAGCUGCCGGUGGUGCUGCUGCUGCACCUCAAGUGCUUCCAGCUGGACGCGGAGGGACACACCGCGAAGAUUGUCAAGAAUAUCGAUUACCCCAUCGACUUGAAGAUUGAUCCCAAGAUAAUGUCGUCCAAACUGAAGUACACUCAGAAGCAGCGGUUGUACAAGCUGUUUGCUGUGGUGUACCACGAGGGUGUGGAGGCUGUCAAGGGACACUACGUCACUGACACUUACCAUGGACAAGUUGGCUGGAUAAGAUAUGAUGAUUCAACGGUGACUCAAGUCACUGAUGCUCAGGUGCUGAAGCCGAAGCCGCCUCGCAUGCCGUACCUGCUCAUGUACAGACGACACGACAUGCUGCCCCCGCACAGACCCACAGGGAAACCAGAAUAAACUGGUUUCAAUUGGAGUAAACCGGUGUCAACCGGAAUUAAAUCGGUUUGAACCAGUUGUAAAGCGGAAUAAACUGGUGUAAUCCAGUUUUAUCGAGUUGGCAAGUGAAAUACCAGUGAAAGUGAUUGUUUAGUGUAACUGUAUAUGUAAACUGUGCCUACACAACUGGUUACUGCAAUAACUAGUUAUGUCUCUUAUAUGUAUGUAUAUGAGACUCGUGUAAUUUGUAAACCAAGAUUUUUGGCGACUUUUCUUGUAUUUAUAUGAUUGGAAUUUAUUUAGUUAAAAUUCUGGCCAAAUGACUACUUUUUUAAUCCCCAUUUUUGUAGGGAAAAAACAAUUUGAUGUCAAGAAUUGUAAAUAUUGUGCCUAUAGAACUAGUUACUGCAGUGAAUUGUUAAAUAAAGUAGUUUUGCACAACGAAAUUCUCACGUAUUUGUAUAGGUUUAAAGUGCAAAUUACAUUGUACAUUUUUCAUCUUUAAUAUUAAAUUGCAUAUUGGAUUUUUUGUUUGGUUUUAUGAAUUUUCAUUGCAAGGCUUGUUUUAUUUUUCACUUAAUGUUGUAUUAUAGUGUAAAUUAGAAUUAGUUUUAAGUUAGGUUUACAUUGUUUGGAAAAUGUUUUUACGUUUCGUUUCGCCAAAAUAAUCUAAUGGAUUAUGACAUGUUUGAUUGAAUUUUAACUUGUUCUAAUCAAAGAAUGAGUGUUAAAUUUGUAAAUAUGUUUUUUUUGUAUAUAUGAGGAUUUGGCAAAAUGAGACUUUUUUGGUUAUAAGGUUGAUCUAAAAAAAAUGUCUAUAAUUUUUUUAACAGUUACUUGAAACUGCCAAAGUAUUUUUAAUGUUAAUUGGUUGCUCCACAAGUAGAUCUAAGUUUUCGACAAUAUGGAAUUGUAAAAUAAAAAAGAAUAAAAAAAUGUAUAGGCGUUACUUUCUAUUAAUAAAUUAAUAUCAAAAAUAUUAAAAAAAUGGACUGUUGGAAAGUACAAAGUUUUGAUUGUUGUGAUAUGGGAAGUUGGUAUAUAUCAAGAAUGGAAAUGUUUGUAUGGAAGUGAAUUUUUCAAGUAGAUAUAAUUUUACAUAAAGAAGAAUUACAUCUAUUAAAUUUUCUCAGGCCCUUGAAGUACCUAAAAACUUUAGAUGCACUGCAAAAUCUUGUAAAUAUUUUUAUGCAAAAUUAUUUGCAAUGGAAUCGAUGAAAACCACUAAAAUUGAUGGUAUUUACUAAAUUUCUAUACAAAUACCAAAAUUAAACUUUCCACUUGAAAAAUUUACCCUUAAUGGUCAUCUCAUUGAGAGAUCUUGUAAUUUAUUGAAAUUACAAAAAAAAA
This is a messenger RNA of Papilio polytes (common Mormon), 2562 nucleotides long. RefSeq names its product ubiquitin carboxyl-terminal hydrolase 10-A (gene Usp10). Gene Ontology annotation, molecular function: cysteine-type endopeptidase activity; cysteine-type deubiquitinase activity. Gene Ontology annotation, biological process: protein deubiquitination; DNA damage response, signal transduction by p53 class mediator; regulation of autophagy. The transcript is spliced from 8 exons. Gene Ontology annotation, cellular component: cytosol; nucleus. The annotation marks the transcript as partial. NCBI's taxonomy places the organism in Eukaryota, Metazoa, Arthropoda, Insecta, Lepidoptera, Papilionidae. The record is from RefSeq and is a predicted model, not a curated record.